This is a messenger RNA of Gambusia affinis (western mosquitofish), 879 nucleotides long. It is a transcript of the gene mgp, whose product is annotated as matrix Gla protein. The coding region runs from base 210 to 575 and encodes 121 amino acids. Gene Ontology annotation, molecular function: calcium ion binding. The transcript has 5 exons. Gene Ontology annotation, cellular component: extracellular region. NCBI's taxonomy places the organism in Eukaryota, Metazoa, Chordata, Actinopteri, Cyprinodontiformes, Poeciliidae. The record is from RefSeq and is a predicted model, not a curated record.
AUGUUGGAAAAGAGGGCUGAUAGUAUGAGAGGGAAGGAGGGCGAGAAGGCGGUAGAGAGGAGGGAGCCCGUAGGUAGAAAAUGAAAGGGUGGGUGGGAUGUGAUGAGUAUAAAGGCUUUGCUGUAGGGAAUUAGGAAAUAUUUCACAGGAGUAAAUACUGGGUGAUAUUUCCAAACCUUCUCCCUUCAUCCAGAUCACACAUAAGGAAGAUGAGGAGCCUCCUUCAGCUCUUGGCCCUCUGUGCUGUGGUCUCCCUCUGUGUCUGCUAUGAUUCUAAUGAAAGCAAUGAAUCCCAUGAAGAUUUAUUUGUGCCUCCAAAUCGAGCCAACUCCUUCAUCCAGGGGAGCAGACGUCCCACACCCAGAGCAAACCGCUACAACCAGUACUUCUUGAGGAAGUCUCCAGCAGAGAUCCGUGCAGAGACCUGUGAGGACUACUCGCCCUGCCGCUUCUUCGCCUACCGCUUCGGCGUCCAGCACGCCUACCAGAGAUACUUCGGAGGCCGAAACCCACCACAGCUGCAGCAGAUGCAGCAGCAGCAGCGCUACAGACCGACGGGGACUCGUCGGUACUAACACCUGAGUGUUAGGGCGGCACCCUCGUUACCACCUGUUCCUUCCCUCCACAUCUGUUAAAGUUUUGUAUAAUUUAAACCUUUUUCUCAGUUUUGCCAAGAGAGAGAAACCUGGAUAAUACAGGAGUCCAGUGUGUCCUGAAUCCUAUUCUUACAUUUACAGAUAUUAACAUCUGAUUCCUCAUGUAAUCUUAUUUUAGUGUCUUGUUUUUGAGCUAGAAAUGUCAGAAUGAAAUGUCUGUUAUAUUAUCCAUCUAUCUUUUUUUUUUUCCUGAAAGAAAUAAAAAUAAAACUUAUUUCUUGAA